Myzus persicae (green peach aphid) is the source of this 719-nucleotide messenger RNA. It is a transcript of the gene MED21, whose product is annotated as mediator of RNA polymerase II transcription subunit 21. The coding region runs from base 189 to 608 and encodes 139 amino acids. Gene Ontology annotation, molecular function: transcription coregulator activity. The record is from RefSeq and is a predicted model, not a curated record. Gene Ontology annotation, biological process: regulation of transcription by RNA polymerase II. Gene Ontology annotation, cellular component: mediator complex. The transcript has 4 exons. Lineage: Eukaryota; Metazoa; Arthropoda; Insecta; Hemiptera; Aphididae.
AGCGCGUGUCUUCAACGUUUGACGUGUAGACGCUAGACAGUCUGUCAGUCCGACGGUGUUGUGGUGUUUACUGUCUGUCCGCCUGGCGUCUGCCGAUUACUUUGGACCCGCCUGGUGUCUCAGCGUCCGUCUGGCGUCUACUGUUCGCUUUCCGAUCCAGAACGCCACUGAUCGCUGUCGUCGUCUAAAUGGCCGAUCGUCUUACCCAACUCCAAGACAUCGUUAAUCAGCAGGCGGAUAACUUCUGCAACAGCAUUGGAAUUUUACAACAGUGUGCUCUACCGUCCAAGUUUUCAAACUUUGACCGAAACGGAUCGCAAACACCACAGCAACAAGAAGAUUAUACAAGUUUAUUUUCUUCACUUAUAACACGCUGUGCCAAAGAUAUUGACGCAUUAAUCGAAUCAUUACCCAACGACGAUACUUCUACAGAUUUACAAGUUGCAAGUUUGCGGAGAUUAGAGCAGGAUAAUCAAUUAGCUGCAGAACGUUUGGAAGAAGUUGUUCGAAAAGGUGAACUUCUUCUUGAACAGAUACAGGCAGCUCUCUCUGAUAUUGCUCAACAACAAUUAGAUAUUCAACAAAGUAGUGAUAACAACACGUGUUAAUAAAAACUAAAAACAGAUUGUAUAAUGAAAGUAAAAAAUAAAAAAAAUGUAGCCAAAGCUAUUUCGGCUAUUGGUAAGACACAUAAAAUUAAAAGGAAUAAAAUAAAACGA